Molecule: messenger RNA, 471 nt
Organism: Echinostoma caproni
Lineage: Eukaryota; Metazoa; Platyhelminthes; Trematoda; Plagiorchiida; Echinostomatidae
Source: the annotation of a GenBank genome assembly
AGGAAACUCUGUCGAUCAUAUACAUUUGCUUUUUUGCAUGGUGCUUAUCCGCGAUUACCGGAGGAGUGUGUGACCACCGUAGUUGACUACCUACUCUCCGACGAUACUUUGGCUUACACGGCCUCUACGAUCGGACUUAAGGAUUUGGUCCUAUAUAAAGACUCCAAACAUACUGUUAUUCCGACUGCACCGCCCUCCUGUCAGGUUUUGGCAAACGCUUUGUUGGCUAUUAUUGCCGUUAUAGCUGACGAAUCGUCGACACGAGCAAUGCUGUUCAUUCGUGACUUUCUCCUCACACCGCUUGGCGAUGCAGACCUUCUGGGAGAAUUAAUCGUAUUUGACAAACCGAUGCAAAUGUUAGCCGAUAUUCUUGCAUCAGAGAAGCGACCACCACCAGAACCCAGAAAUUCAGUCGUCCGAAUAAACCAUCGUUACACAUUGUACGAAUCAAAUCCGAUUAACUUCCAAUAA